Anastrepha obliqua is the source of this 2102-nucleotide messenger RNA. RefSeq names its product coilin. Bases 55 to 2046 code for a protein of 663 amino acids. Lineage: Eukaryota; Metazoa; Arthropoda; Insecta; Diptera; Tephritidae. The record is from RefSeq and is a predicted model, not a curated record. The transcript has 5 exons.
AAAGUAUUUGUUUUGACUGUUUAUUUGUUAAGUUUGUACAUAUUAGUGUGGAAAAUGAAGAAAUUUCCUGUGAAAAUUGAUCUUUCAAGUUUUUUCGACGAUGAAAGAAAAUACGUUAUGCUCCUGGUAGAUCCACAAUGGAAAAGCGUGGAAUAUUUGCAACAACGUGUGGAACAAAUAUUUGACGUUCGUCCUGUGCACUUUCUCACAAAUGAUAACCUUUUUAUUCCCCCACAAGAAUCCAUAGAAGUAUUAGAAUUUACAGAAUCACUUAAGGCUUUCAUUCCGAAACAUGCAGUCGAGGAAUCUCGUCGACGUUCAAAGCAAUUUCGGAAGCCGGAAAUUGAAAACGCUUUUACUAUCAACGCAGAUGAAUCGCCGAUUGGGAAAGAUUUAGUUAAGAAGAGAAAAUAUACUUUGGGUACGGAGAUAUUAAGUAGUUCCACUCCAAGCAGCAAAAAAAAAUCAAAAUGUGCCUCUGCUGCACUGCCUAGUUCUUCAACGCCAUUCUCUAACGAAUCGCAAGAAAUCACAAGUACUAAUGAACAAGGCAGUUUGCCAAGCAAUGGUACGACAGCGCUUCGAAAUCGAAAUCAUGGUAACCUUAAUGUGAGCAAUCGCAAAAUAUCGUACUCAGAUGUAGUAGAAAAUCAGAUUGAAACAAUUAAUGAAGAGCUAGACAAAUCGAUACGAAAACGCAAGCGAAAACAAGCUCGCAAAAUAGCGGAGCAAAACAAUGGCGUUAAUGCAAAUUCAAUAACUUUGCUGCCGGAUAUACCUUCUUCAACUUUUGUUAACAACUCAAAAUUAAUGGGGAACAAUUCGCAUAUACUGUUCUCUGAUGAUUCGAUGGUUUUAGAAUCUACAAAGGAUAAAAAACUAACUAUAGAUAAUAAUACUUCGAUCAUUCGUAAACAAAUUAAAUCGCCAAAAUUGGUUUUUAAAUGCAAUUUAGAUGAUGAUAUUGAAGUUCAAAAGCCAUUGGUUUCGCCCUUAAAAGUAAUCAAUAAGAGUAAUAAAGCUCCGAAGCGUAUCAUAGACAUCCAAGAAAAUAUACUUUUGCCCCCAGCCGAUAUAGAUAUCUUAACACAAACAAGCCCUGUGAGAGAAUCAAGCACCAAAUUGGAGCAAAGCAAUGCUUCAAAUACUUUAAAGGUCACAAAUGGGUCACAGAAUAUCGAAGCUAGAAGUGGUAUUGAAACUGAAAAUAUAGAAAAAGAUAGCAACUUGGAAUAUCCAAAGAAUAAUAUCAAUAACGAUUUUGAGUCCACAAAAGACUUCACCGAGUUUGGCAAUGAGAACAGACAAAGUGACUUAAGCAUUACGAUCGGUGUAGAGAAUCCCAGCGCUUUGGAUGCUACAACAAAAGAAAAUGAAAACGAUUCAUAUACAGAAAAUGUGGAAGAGAAGACGCAAUCAGAAAAAGAAAAUGUAAUAAAUCAUAAGGAAAUAGUACCCAACAACGUAAAAGACGAAACAGAGCAUUUCCGCGCUGCAAAUGGUUCGCAAAGCGAGGCAAAAGAUGAAAAACUCCAGAAAUCGCUAAAAGAAACCUCUACAGCAACGAAAGCUGACACGUCGGAAGGAUCUAAGGAUUUAUCGGCAUUAGAUGAAAGCAGCGUUAUAGACUUGGAUGAUGAAGACGAAGACGUGAUUAAUUUAAGUGAUGAUCAACAAUCGUUGUCAAUGAAUCAUAGUGCUAGGCUAUCAGAGAUCUUAAGCAACAGCAUAAGCACAAUGGGCGUCGCUGAAAUGAUGCCGUUCUGUACGCCGCUCAUUGGAAUACCCUCGGUAGGCGACAUUGUCAUAUUUAAGUUUAAUCGCGGAGUUUUAAGUGAGAAAAGUGAUUUAUCCGAAUUUAUAGCUUGUAAAUGCGAACAUGUAAAUCGACGCACGAAAGUUCUAAAACUACUUAUAAUAGAUUCGAGCCUAGAAAACGAUUUCAUUCCACCUCAAUACAUGUACAAUACAGAUGAAUCAUUAACUAAUACAUUUAUAAAUAUAAAGUUACCGGAAAUGAUCGAUGCUAAAGUGUUGCAAACAUGAAAAUUUAUUCCUUUAAUAAAGUAUUCAAAAUAAAAUAUGUGUUUAUUGAUGUUAAA